CGUAUCUGCUGUUCACGAGCGUCCAUGCCCAUGAACAAAAUACUAGCGAAUCAGUCCUAGUUCGUACAACGCCACGCCGAUGGAAGAACAGAAGGAUAAUUUUCCACCACCUUCAGCCAUGAAGGGCCAGUUCAAGUCUCCCAGGGUCAAGAAGACCAAGAAGAAGAAGCAACACUUCGAGGAGAACGUUCCAGAGGACACCGCUACCGUUAAGCUAACGGAAGAACCAAGGGAUCAGGCAGUGACCACGAAACGAGGCAGUGGCAGCAACAUCGAUGACACCCCUUCAUCCCGCCCUCUGAAUAUAUCCUCCUCUCACGAGAAAGUACAGGAACCAUCUCCUCCUCGACAGAACGUAGCAACCUCACCGACACCUAGGAAGAGACUGGACAGCAUUGCGUACGCCAGAAAAUUCAUCCAGAACAAGAAAGAAGCAGAUGUAAAAGUAAACGUGGUUGAGGAACGAUUGCCCGACCUGCUGCAUUCUGGGCAACACGCAGAAGAGGUGCUUUUUGGCGCUUCGACCGCAAGGACUUUGUCGUCUCCAUCAGACCCUCCAGGGGUCAGCAGACCGGGAAAUCGGCGCCAGUCAAGCGUUCGCUUUGGCCAAACAACUUACCGAGAGAUCGAAGAUGCACCCGAAGACAACAUUCCUCGAGCGCCCAGAAACUUCGCCAACGCCAUUUCUGUCCUUACGGUCGGAGGCGCCUUCCUGGUGGUCCUCUUCUACUUUGUGUAUAUGCUCAAACCGCCACCUGGUGCCAAGAUAGCCGCACACUGCAUCACUGAGGACUGCCACGCUUCCCUCGCCUACCUUGACAACGUCACCGACAGUCGCAUCGACCCCUGCCUGGACUUUUUCGGUCAUGUUUGCAAUUCCUGGACCAGCCAGGUGUCUGACAGGGAUGUCGGGUUCUUGCAAGACGCUCGCUCUGUAAUGUUGAAGAAAAUUAACCGGACGCUCGUCGUAAGAGAAGCGGUUCCACCCGAUCGGUAUGGCACGCACAUAUUUUAUUCCUUUUAUAAAUCCUGCCACGACUUCAUGACGUCUCGUUCCAAAGAGCCCGAGUUGCCUCACCUAACCUUCCAGCGACACUUCGGUAGCCUGAGGGACUUCUUGGGAAAGACUUAUCCCUCCGUCUUAACUACACUGAUCCGUUUAUCUCUUGAGAAUGGUCUCGACUCUGUGUUUGGGGUCAGUAUGGUUCGAGAUAAGGUGUACUCCAAAUUGUUAAUAAGCAGAACCCGUUCGAUACGAGAGAAGCUGAGUGUUCACGAAGAUCCCAGGAUUGAAGGCUAUGUCAUUAACGUCCUGCAAAGCAUUUCGGCCUCGUUAUUUCCUGUGUUGGAAUAUCACUCGAAACUAAUGGCUCUGGAUACUAAAGUACAAUCAGUAUUCGUGUCGGACGAAGAUAAUGUGCGAGAGAUUCCCUUUACGGAUGUUGAAUUACUGGCCAAGGAGAUCACGGCGACGACUUGGUUGAAGACCGUUAACGAUGUCCUUCCUCCAGAACGGAAACUCAUAAUGCAGAGCAGGAUCAAAACGCGAGGAUUCAAUGCAACGCGUCAGGUCCUUGGGCUUCUCAAAGACAGCAGUAAGCCUCCUGAUGACAAACUUAAAAGCAUUUAUGUCUACUUUCAACUACUCGCAGAAGUUCUAUACCUUGAUUACCGUCGCCGGUUUGCCAAGGCAGAUUCAAUCCGCACCUGUCUGGAGGCGAGUCAAAAUGUGCUGACUCAUACUUGGCCGUACCUAUUCGCCUCAUCGGUUGGAGCAAAUAACAGCUCGUCCACAAUAAAUGUCAUUUACGCGAGCGUUUCUGAAGCGGUGAUGAGCUUCGAAUACCUCAGCUGGAUGGACAGCAAAACAGAACUAGUGGCCAUGUCCGUCGUGAAGAACACCAAGUUAGCUCCGUUGCAAGUGGUAUCCAGCACUGACUUUGAAGUUGAAGCUAACUACGAUACCUUGACCUUAAAUGGAUCGUUCAUAAACAAUUAUAUUGCGUUACUGUCCAACGAGCAGCCCAUACUGCACAAGUUUCCUCGAAGUGUUCGACAUUAUUUCUUGAACACUCUCCAACUGGACGGACCACUCUCAUACUACCAACCGCUAUCGUCUGUUAUCGUCCCUGCUGUUUACAGAAUAGCGCCCCUACUUUACUCCCAUGUAGGAGAACUCCAGUACUUCGACGUCUCGACGGUCGGAAUCCUCAUGGCCAAAGAACUCUCAAGAACCAUCGGACCUUCUCUAGGAUCUACCUGGUGGUCCUCCAAGACGAAAUCACGUUUCGACAAUUCUUUCCAAUGUCUCCUGAACAUGUACGAAAGAAUGGCUCCGUCACCCUACAUGGACAAGAUCCAGCUGGCUGAAGCGAUAUUUGCUUGGACCAGAAGUGUGAGGUUGAUGUACGAUGUCCUUAGGACUCACAGCAAGCAGUCUUCAGCUUGGAUGGCAACUGCAGUUCAACGCGUGUUUUUCAAGCGUUUCUGCCUUCUGAGCUGCACCUCUGAUCCUCGUCCACGACCUCUCACACCUCGUCAACAGUGCAUGCUGCCCGUUCUGAAUAUGCCCGAGUUCUCUGAAGCGUUUCAGUGUGCGCAAGGUUUGGGCGCCAGUGCGCACGUAUGCAAGAUACUAUGACACAACCUCGUCGUGCUCUGAAGGCGAAUUGACAUUUCGAGUUCGUCGCGUUGCUGCCGUUUGAAUGAUUCGUGUAUGCAUCAGCUGCACUGACGCAAGUGAACUCUUAGAUGGUCUCGUAAACUACUAGAGACAAUGGCGUGUUAUUGUGCAAUAUAAUUUUACUGAUGUUAACACUCGAUGAAAUGUAAAUGAUUCCAAUUAAUGUAUAAUAUAAUCUUGUGUAAACUCUGUAUCAUGUUAUGUAAACUGGAGCCAGAAUUAUGGUGUGUACACAUUGCAAAAUACAAGAGCAAAAGCCAAAAUCAACAAUAGCGAUGCAAAUGCUACUAAAAUUUUCUGCUCGCUCGGCCUCAAGUGACGUGAUGUUCAAGAAAUUGGUUCGGUUAACGUUGAGAUUCAUCGUGAUUAGUGUGUUCUCCAUUACGUAUGUGCACGUCAUUUUUCUGUUGUGUACCAGUGACUGCUGCUCUUAUGAUAUAUUCGCACUGCAUAUAUUAGAACUAUAUACCCACUGUCGUGUUCGACCCAAGAACGGAAGCUGGGAAGCAUAAGACUCAGAAAUCGCGCAAGACUAUGCAUUGAA
Molecule: messenger RNA, 3227 nt
Organism: Ornithodoros turicata
Lineage: Eukaryota; Metazoa; Arthropoda; Arachnida; Ixodida; Argasidae
Product: neprilysin-1-like
Exons: 4
Coding region: 80-2641 (853 amino acids)
Biological process (GO): protein processing
Cellular component (GO): plasma membrane
Molecular function (GO): metalloendopeptidase activity
Source: RefSeq, a predicted model, not a curated record